Molecule: messenger RNA, 1298 nt
Organism: Spodoptera frugiperda (fall armyworm)
Lineage: Eukaryota; Metazoa; Arthropoda; Insecta; Lepidoptera; Noctuidae
Product: immunoglobulin domain-containing protein oig-4
Exons: 4
Coding region: 405-896 (163 amino acids)
Source: RefSeq, a predicted model, not a curated record
UAACAUAAUUCCAUAAAGUUGAACUCGUUACGAUAACCCGAUUUGAUUGUAUUAAAGAAGUGCCUAUAAUGAUUGCUAUUUUAACAUAUUGACAAGUUAUAAAAAACAUCUCUUAGAUGUAUGAAAUUUUGAGGGCACGCCUUAUCGUGACCUAUGUUUGAAUUUAUUAAUAUCAUUUAAAGUAUCGUCGUACGAAAUGCGAAAGGAAGUGACGAGUACCGUAUGUCACAUAGGGGAGACAAGGGCCCUCCUGCUAGCACCUCGUCAUUAGCCAAUUGAAAGAUUGGCGCAACAGGAAUCACCGACACCACCAGUUGCACUCAGAGUCCCGCGCAAGACAUACUAGGAUACUCACGUGUCUUUCAACUUUAUUUUAACUGUGUCAUUUACACCUGACCGCGCAAAUGUUAGUCAUGAAAGCUAAUUUCUAUUUGUGCUUACUCCUACUAUACUCAUUUUGGAUAUGUUCGACCGACGCGCGACGUGGGCGCACCAGAAGCAGAACAAAAUCCAAGGUGCAAAUCGGAUUACCCAUCACCGGAAAGUACAGGGACCCCGAAUCCGAUCAAUAUUAUAAUAAUAACGACGGUGCCAAAAUUUUACUUGCGUCACAUUUUGACCUUGAGUAUGUAUUGGGACACAAAAUUGCAUUCCUGUGUAUCGCCAAAGGUUCACCUCGACCGCAUAUUACAUGGUUUAAAGAUGGAGUGGAAAUAUUUGCCCAUCAUUACUUACAUAUCCACGAGUGGCCUAUUGGUGAUGACCGUGUGAAAUCGAAGAUUGAAAUUGACCCUGCCACUCAAAUGGAUGCGGGCGUGUACGAGUGUACAGCAGACAACAUGUACUCCAUUGAUAGGCGCUCCUUCAAGACAGACUUUUCCAUUGCCUUCGACUGAGUUAUUAUUCUAUUAACCAUAAUUCAUUAAACCACUUUUUGUAAGAUUAAAAGCUUGUUUCACCAUCUCCAUAUUAUAAGUAGUCGAUCAAUUUAUAAAUGUGUCAAAAGUUCAUAUAAAUUACAUUACUUAAUUCAUAUUUUUCUGGAAAAUUACAGCUAUCCAAACAUACUUAAACUGGCCCUAAAUAGGUUAACAUAAAAUUGACAUUUUAAUUUGUAUAAAUUUAAUGUUCUUUAUUUCAAGGUGUUUUAAAUUUAUUUUAUGACUAUUAUAGGCGUAAUUUAAGUUAUUAUAUUACUUUUACAUUCACAAACCUAUACUAAAGACAGGUAACUAUUUAUUCUACCAUUAUAUUUAUGUAAGUAUUUAAAGUUUUUGUCUAAUAAACUUUAACACAGA